Messenger RNA from Belonocnema kinseyi, 2642 nucleotides. It is a transcript of the gene crc, whose product is annotated as activating transcription factor of chaperone. The transcript has 2 exons. The record is from RefSeq and is a predicted model, not a curated record. Gene Ontology annotation, biological process: regulation of transcription by RNA polymerase II. Gene Ontology annotation, molecular function: RNA polymerase II transcription regulatory region sequence-specific DNA binding; DNA-binding transcription activator activity, RNA polymerase II-specific. Gene Ontology annotation, cellular component: nucleus. The coding region runs from base 810 to 1718 and encodes 302 amino acids. Lineage: Eukaryota; Metazoa; Arthropoda; Insecta; Hymenoptera; Cynipidae.
UCGUUUGUCCGUGUAUGACACGCCAGGGUCGCAGGUCGCUUAAGCCUCAAGUCUUUACUCUUCAGUGCCACUUAAGUCUUUAAGUGUUCAGUCUGUGUGCCUGUCAGUGCCUUUUCGUCUCUCGGGCUAAGUAGAUCGCAUAUUCGUCACUUCAUACCUACCUGUUUUCUACCUCGGCCACGUGUGAAACUAGGCUGAUAAAUUACUAUUAUAUAUCGCGCCGUAUCUUUCAAUUUAUUUCAAGCGUCUUAACUCAAAUUCCGUGUGCAAUUCAGCAGUCAGGUUCGAAAACCUAACGAGGGAAUAAUCAGUGAAUUGUGAGUGACUUGAUCAGGUGACUGUCUAAAUUCAACCAAGCGAAACUUGAAGAAAUAAGAAUCCAAGAUCAACAUUCGAGAAAAUCAGAAACAGAGGCCAGCUUUUAAAACUCCUUUCCUGUUUUUAUGGCCUAUACGGGCCAUUAAGUGAAUUUGGUGAUACUGGCAUCUUCAAAAGUGACACAAGUGAUCAAUCCAGCAUCUCGAUGUGGGAGUGUGCUAAUAUUAUAUAAUAGCAUGCAGUUCGCAUAUCGGUACACGUGGAACAAAGAGAUCAUCGUCAACUCUCAGAAGCUGGUGAAAAGACGUUGAAUCAACCCUACGGCCCAUGCGAGGAUAGUUACUACCUUGCAGAUUAUUCGAGAUUUAGCCCACCAUCCCCGAAUAUCGUCUAUUCAUAUUCGAAUUGUCUACUCCCACCUUGUGAUUUUGGUAGCCGUUUACUGGAUUUCGGCAUUGCCGCUGCUUCUGUGAUUUGCAUCGAAAGCUGAUAUGAAUGUCAACAUGGCAAGGAUGGCCACUGCGUGUUAUGCUGAACCCUUUUCGGAUUGGUUAGAAGAGAAGAUUAAUUUGCCAAUAUUUGAAGAACUACCAGCCCCAGAAUGUGGUCAGAACAAGGCGGUCAUCUAUCCAAACAUAGGGAAGGUUCAUCACCAGGACACCACCCAGACUUUAUUGCAAGAGUUCGAGACUGUGUUGGGCGACGUCGAGGCAUGUCACCAUCAGAUUAUUCAACCUGUGAUUUCCACCUUGACGCCUCCUCAGUCACCGCCACCCAUGAAAAAUCUGAACGAAGCACACCUGCUCGUUACUCUGCAACCAUUGCAAUCUACUCUUGUGUAUCCAGUCCAGGAGAAUAACCCCGUUGAAACCAUUCCGAUAGAGAAAUCGAUACAAUUCAUAGAUCAAAUCCCAGAACAGUGGAAUGCUGAAAAUUUGUCUUUAGAACCGCUAGGUGGAGAUGUAGCAAGAGAACUAGCCGCCGUUGAUGAAUAUGUGCGCUGCUGUGCGAAAAACAUGUCACCGUCGAGUCCGUGCACUAGCUCAGGCGCCAGUUACAUAUCAUCCGAGGACUCCGUAGAUGAUCCUGACUGGAUAAUAGAUGAUCCAAACCAUCAGUCGCGGAAAGAUCCUUCUAGUCUCUCGAAACCGCGGCGCAAGCCUUACUCCAGACCUUCCGUUGAGGACAAGAAAGUUCGCAAGAAGGAGCAAAAUAAGAACGCAGCAACUCGCUAUAGGCAGAAGAAAAAGCAAGAGAUCAAAGAAAUCCUAACCGAGGAACAGGAAUUGAUCAAUCACAAUGACAAAUUGCAGGACCAACUGAAAGAUCUCCAACGGGAAAUUGGAUACCUCAAGGGGCUGAUGCGAGACCUGUUCAGAGCCAAGGGUCUGAUGAAGUAAUUCACGUGUUAAGGCGGCUCAUUUCGUACCUUUUUUUAAUUAAACGUGUCAUGUAUUACGUUAUUGUUUACUUUUACAAUUUUAAUGUAUCGUUAUAGGGUAAUACCAUUAAUUUUUUAAUUGUAGCCACUUUUGAGCUCGUCCAUUAAGUAAACUCGCGCGGCACUUAUUGAAAUUUUCUAUCGUUGAAAAAAUAUCAAAUAGAGUUUCGCUAAUUCAAUUGAGAUUUCUACAAGACUAUGGGCAUUUGAAAAGAAGAUCAAUGAACGCUCAGACUGUCACAAUCUAGCAUGGGUUAUGAUAGUUACCGAUUCUUAAUAUUACACAUCACGUGAACUUUUCUUUUCUUUUAACCGUUUUGAGCACCAAAGUUAAAACAAGAAGGCUGAAAUCCUUACGAGAAUUAAAGGAUAAAAAUCCCGCGCGAGUACUUAAGGUUCAAGACGUAGGCUUGCUUCUCCUUCUUUUUCAGAUGAAGUAAUUAUUUCAACUUUACUUACGAAGUGAAGAUCAGUUCUUUCUUCGUUUAAUGAAGAGUAGACUGAACAGUUUACCGAUGCAGAUUUUGCGAUGCAAAAAGAAAACAGUAUGUGAAUGGAAAGAAAGAGAAGUAACUCGGUCAAGUUUUAUUGAUGGACGUUUGUACCUCCUGCAUUAUAUUUGUGUAAUAUCAUUCGAUAGUAACAUUUAGGAUCGAUUUAGUCGUGUGCGAAUCGCAACAUAGUUGUAUGAAACGGGCAUGCCCCAUGAUGCAUUUUUUUGCGGAAAAUUGCUGCCCGGGUAAGCAACUGAAUGUUAGUUUGCACAUCUUUUGUAUCGAAUGAUUUCAUUCCAAACUUGUUUAUCCCAAUACAUACCUUACAUUUUUCUUACAGAGGAUUCUGUAUUGAAACAAAUAAAUGGGUUAAUGAGUAGGGAAACAUA